CGUCGACGGUUACCGGGCCUGCACUUCUUCGUUGUCGCUGUGUACGUUGCGUUCGUCAAUUUUUGAGACGACUCCGCGAAAAGGGAUAAGAGGACGCGCAACAAUUGAGCUAGGCUCGCGUGCUUGUCAAAAAUAGACGCACACAGAAUCACGCAAAAUGAGGUGCCAGGCGCUAUUCUUUCUGCUCUUCGUCGCACCAGCUGUUAUCCUGACGACCUGCCAAGGAAGUGGAUCAGUCGUGAAUGCUCAAGAAGAUGACAUUGACGACAUUGUUGAUGUCGAGGGGGAAGAGAGUGCCGUUGUGGCGGAUGAAGAAGUUGAAGAAGAAAAAGCCGUGACGACUUCCAAAGAUAUCAAUACCAUGAUACUCUUUACCGAGCCUGUGCCGAAGCCGUUAUCUACUAUGGAACUACCAGCUGGAAAACCUGUUGAGUUCUUGAUUGGCUUCAUCAACAAGGGUGAAAUCGAUUACAUUGUUGAAACUGUUAACACCUCGUUCCGUUAUCCAAUGGACUUCAACUUCUACAUUCAAAACUUCUCAACGAUUGCUUACAACAAGGUUGUCAAGCCUAAUCACGAAGCCACUCUCGCCUACUCGUUUGUUCCAUCUGAAGUUUUUGCUGGAAGGCCGUUUGGGCUCAAUGUUAACUUAAACUACCGAGACAUUAAUGGUAUUUCCUACAAUGAAGCUGUUUUCAAUGAAACUGUACAAAUUGUAGAAUUGGAUGAAGGUCUUGAUGGUGAGACUGUUUUCUUGUACAUAUUCUUAGCAGCAUGCGGUGUUUUGAUUCUUGUUGGAGGGCAGCAGCUCUUAUCUUCCUUUGGAAGAAAAACUCGCUCAUCAACUCGCAAAGUUACUGUUGAAGUAGGAACAUCUAAUCCCAACAACGUUGACUAUGACUGGAUUCCUAAGGAGCACAUAAGGCUCAACAAGUCCCCUAAGACUCCAAGACAGAGCCCAAGGCAAAGGAAAGCCAAAAGAUCAGCUGGAUCAGAUGAUUGAAUUUCUGUGUAACUAUGGAUAUUGUUAAUUUAAUGCAGCAAGGAAACAGAUAAUAAGACUUACAUCAUGUUAUUUGUAAUAGAAAAAAUAUUGAAAUUUUUUACUUAGAGAGAUACAAUGAGAUCCUUGCUUAAAAUUUUCAUUAAGGUGUGCUGAAGCGGCAUUUUUGUAAAAAAUGUUGAACUGCACCCGUGAACAAAUUUUAUUAUCUAGGUAAUAUAAACAAUUGCGACUAAAAAUGGAAGUACAAUAAUCGUGGUGUUUCUAUUUGAUAAAAUAAACUUUUUUACAAAUACUCUUAAUACAACUAUCCAUCAUUGUGAUAAAACAUUACAUAAUAGGAAAGCAAAGGAAUGUAUAUUAUCUAUCUUUAAAACAAGCACGUGCAAAUAUUUGGGUUGGAAAUGUUGAAAAACUUUUUUUUCACCCAUGGUACAUUCCACUUUCAAUUCAGAUGCAAGAAUAAAUGCAGACUGGAUUUGUUUUGAGUGCUUUACAUUCAUUUUCAUUUCUCUAUACAUAUAAUAAUAAUAAUUCUUGAAUAUGUGUAAAUAUUUUGAGUGUUGAGUGAAAGUUUA
Molecule: messenger RNA, 1581 nt
Organism: Copidosoma floridanum
Lineage: Eukaryota; Metazoa; Arthropoda; Insecta; Hymenoptera; Encyrtidae
Product: signal sequence receptor subunit 1 l(1)G0320
Cellular component (GO): endoplasmic reticulum; endoplasmic reticulum membrane
Source: RefSeq, a predicted model, not a curated record